GCUCCCGGGGAGGCGGGCAGAGGACGAUGGAGGCGCGCAGGGUCUGCCGGCCCCGCUCACUGCCCGGGAGCCGCCGCGGCCGCCGCCAGCACCGCCACAGCCACUGUCGGGAGCGACGCGCCGGCCUCUGAAGGGGGGUAGGAGCGGGAGGCUCUGCCGGGACGGAGAGCAGCCUGGGGAGCGGAAUUGGAUUUCUCUCUCACUGAGGUUCCUUCACUUCCAGUAUGGAGAUGAAUAGAGAAAAACUGUGUGCCAGUAAGGCUGAUGGGAGCUCAGACUCUGCUUAUCAUUGCUCAACCUGCCAUGAUGAUGAGGAGUGGAGCAACACUAGCCGGGGACGAGCGAAGUCACGAAGUUUGUCUGCUUCACCAGCCCUAGGAAGCACCAAAGAAUUCCGGAGAACACGCUCCUUGCAUGGACCAUGCCCAGUGACCACAUUUGGACCAAAGGCCUGCAUGCUGCAGAAUCCUAAAACGAUUAUGCACAUUCAGGAUCCGGCAAGCCAGCGGUUGACAUGGAACAAACCUCCCAAGAGCGUCCUGGUGAUUAAAAAGAUUCGUGAUGCCAGCCUGCUGCAGCCUUUCAAAGAGCUUUGUGUGUAUCUUACUGAGGAGAACAAUAUGAUAGUGUAUGUAGAAAAAAAAGUGUUGGAAGACCCUGCUAUAGCUAAUGAUGAUAACUUUGGACCAGUGAAGAAGAAGUUUUGCACCUUCAGAGAAGAUUAUGAUGAUAUCUCCAAUCAGAUAGACUUUAUCAUAUGCCUGGGAGGAGAUGGGACCUUACUUUAUGCUUCUUCACUUUUCCAGGGUAGUGUACCUCCAGUUAUGGCUUUUCAUCUGGGAUCCCUUGGAUUUCUUACUCCAUUUAAUUUUGAGAAUUUUCAGUCCCAAGUCACUCAGGUUAUAGAAGGCAAUGCAGCCCUGGUUCUACGAAGCAGGCUGAAAGUCAAAGUGGUAAAAGAGCACAGGGAGAAGAUGACAGUGCAGAACGGUAUCGAAGAAAACGGAGUGGUGUCUACAAGUCUAGAGAAAGAAGUGGGCAAGCAGAUUAUGCAGUAUCAGGUCCUGAAUGAAGUUGUAGUGGAUCGUGGCCCUUCCUCUUACCUUUCCAAUGUCGAUGUCUUUCUAGAUGGACACCUGAUAACCACAGUGCAAGGCGAUGGAGUCAUUGUCUCCACACCAACUGGGAGCACUGCAUAUGCAGCUGCAGCAGGAGCUUCUAUGAUUCAUCCCAAUGUUCCUGCAAUAAUGAUCACCCCGAUCUGCCCUCACUCGUUGUCUUUCAGACCCAUUGUUGUUCCUGCUGGAGUGGAACUCAAGAUUAUGCUCUCCCCAGAUGCCAGGAAUACAGCCUGGGUUUCCUUUGAUGGAAGGAAGAGGCAGGAAAUAUGCCAUGGAGACAGUAUUAGCAUCACUACCUCUUGCUAUCCCCUUCCUUCGAUCUGUUUCCGAGAUCCUGUGAGCGACUGGUUUGAGAGCUUGGCUGAGUGUUUACACUGGAAUGUUCGCAAGAAGCAGAACAAUUUUGCUGUUGAAGAGGAAGAAUUUUGAGUGUCUACAUCUAACAAGACUCAUGGGAAUGGAAUGUGGCAGUAUCCCUUCUAUAUUCUUGGAUAUCUAGAAGUUCUUGGCUGACGAGUGUGGUCACCGUCUCAGACACCUGUAGCGGUUCUGGCUGAUCUGCUGAGGGCUGGGAGAAGUUGUACUACUUCCUGUCCACCAAGAGUAGGAAUGGAAGAAAUUAGGCUCUGAUUGUUACAAUCCAAAGUGGAUUUCCUUCACAUGAGCAAUCUGGAUUAUUUGUGAUUGGUACUGACAAGAGCAUUUGGAGAUUUGAUUGUAACCUCUAACCUACCAAUGACUUGGUAGGCUGAAUGUAGAUACCUAACAGCAGAGUGGCAGUAGUAAAAAGGCAUUCAAAUCUUCUGUUUGAUUUGGUAUAUUUGUAAUUCCAUUUAAGGAAUUGUAAGUAAUUCCAUACACACAUAAAGGCUCUAGGAAUUUUUGGCUUGAAAACCCCAAAGCUCCUCUUUUGUUAGCCUAAAUGUCUUACCCAGAGCAACUCUCAAUCAAGACAGCUCUUAAAAUGCUUCCUCCUUCCUUUUACUUGCAAAUGUGACACACUGUGAAGAAACACCCCUGAAGAAUGUUUCUUUUUUAAAUAGAUUGAACUAGUGGGGGGGAAGAGUGUAUAUAUAUUUUUUAUAUAUACAUAUUUCUCUAUCUUCUGCCCCUUUCAACAGUGGUUGACCCUUGGCUGUCGUCACUGUGCCAGCAUCCACAGACCCUGUGGAUGAGCUUUAGGCUGGACUUGGUUUGCCAUUUUUGCAGCUGAGCUGGUUUACAGCUCUCCAAUUGUUGGUGGGGAUCAGCAGUGUGGUAGGUUGUUUUAUUAUUGCUGUUUGAUCCUCUGGGUUAAUUGGUAGCCUUAGAGAGUGAAAAAAUAAAAGGCCACAGUUCCCCAAGUAUUCAAGAAGAAUUUUGUCUUCAGUUCCUACUAUACUGUCUAGUUCCAGUAUUGCCUUAGAGAGAGGCAGAUCCUGUGCUAGGCUCUGAAUGCCCUCAGCUUCCCCUGAUCCCUUCCAGCUCUUGGUGCUGAGUAAUAGAAGAAAGGGAUACUGCAGUGCAGGCUGAUAGAGGCGAGGACACAUUCCCAGUAGAGUAGCAUCGGUGCCUUCAGCACACUCAAGAUAUUCUAAGUCUUGUAUUUACUUCUUUUUUUUUUAAGAUGCUUUCAACUGUUUCUAACUUCUCUAUGUACAUAUUUUAUUCUGUGUGCUUUUAUGAAAGAAAAACAAAACCCAACAGAAAAAAACAACAACCCAAACUAGUUGGGGAGGUUAAAAAAAGAAGGGUUUGUACUGUACUUAAACUGAAAAAAAUAUCAAACCCAAGGAUGAUGUUUACAUUUAUGUUCUUUGUGGUGCAGUCUCAUGCUCAUACUAUCCAAACUUUAGCAUUUGCAAAGUCUUGCUGUGUUGGCCAUUAAAGGAGUGGACAUUACCUGUUUAAAUUUAAACCUAUGGCAUAAAACUGUGGAGGGAUUAAUUUCCUGCUGAAGGGUUGGGAUUUCCUUGGAAGCGGAGAGAGAAGCGAUGGUGAACUCUUCGUGAAUGUCUUAACGUUGUUUAUGUGGUCCAAAGUGGGAAUGGGAAAUGUGUGAAUUUCCAAACUUUGCCUAACCUGCUGUGUCCUCUGAUAGUUUCAGUCAUGUCUCUUCCAUUUUUGGAUGCUGCCCUAGUCCUGUCUAAUUGUAUUAAAUCCAGCUGGGAGCACUUUUCCGUAGGAGAGAAGCAAACUCUCGGCCGGCGAUACAAAUCGCGACGACAAAACGUGUUGUUAUAAAUGAAUUCUGGGUUUGUACAUUCUGUAAAGUAGAAUAUUGCUUUGAUUUGGUGGAAAUAGCUGAAAUUUUGGGAUAUCUUGGAGAAUAACCAGGUAGCUUUUGGGAUUUAUCUUUUGCUUGAAGCUGCAGUAAUUGUUUUAUCACUGUUUUGAAGCUGCUUACGGGUUUCCUUGGUGGAGUAUUCAGUUAUUUAAUAACUGUUUACUUUUUGAACUGUAGGAAUGUCACUUUUGGGGUUGUUUGGGGUUUUUUUUUGCUUUGAAACUCUUUUAUUUAAAACAUGCAAUAAUUGAGGAAAGGAACAGGGUGUAGUAGGGCUAGAGAAAUGUCUUGUGGGGAAGGAGAGCAGAACAGGUGAGGCACACUAGGAAGUGGGAAUCGUUUUGCAGAGGGGAGGUGAAAUGAUUAAUGAGCCUUAUCUAGUAUUUUUUUAAAGAUAAAAACUAUAUUCAGCACUUUUUAUUUAUGCUUUUUAUAAUAGUAAAGCUUUUAUUGACUGAAUUGCUGAAUUUCUAAUUUCCAGAGUGCAGAGUUCAUGAAAUCUGUAAUCAAAACACACCUAACUACUUUCUCUAGAUUAGAUCUAGAUCAGGAGUUCUCUUUAUCAUGUGCUGCAAUUGCAUUACUGGCUUGGAGGCUGCUGCAGUUUUGCUUGUACAACUAUUCCUGCUUGAUAACAAUCUUACUGGGAUCCCUGAUCAGCCAAGUAGGGAGCUGCAGUCACUGACUACAGGAAAAAGUCACACCAAGACUUCAGGCCUUUGGCUUCUUCCCCAGAGAGCUGCCUUGAGUAGAGUUGUACCAGCUGCUUCCUAUCGAAACACAGCCCAAACUGUGCUAGUACAUCACAAGCUGUACAAAGUCUCUUUUCAAGGCCUUUAAUGUGCAAACCAGCAACUCACAAACGGGCUGCUGAGGUUUAAACAGCACUCCAGUUUUGCAUCUUUAGCUGCUUAAAGUGUGGGUAACUUCUAUUCAAAGCAGGCUUGGUUAUGUUGGCAAUAAAAGAUCAUUUUGCUGUUGGAUCUUACUCCAAGUCAAUUGUUUGGACUGGUAAAAUUGGGUUUUGCUGAUGAAGAGCAGAGCUUCUAAUCCAAGGGUUUGCAAACAUCACUGUACCUACAAAUCCUUCCCAGUCUACAAUGGAAGCUUGGAAAUCAAUUUGGGUUUUUCAAGGAAGUUAUUCUCCAGCAGAGAGUCGAAGUUCUUAACAACUUUGAUGUGGUACGGAACGAAGCAGUGUACUGACUUUUUAAAGAGGAAGACAAACAAAUCCUGUUGCAUAUUGUUAAUGCUUUGAAAACCUGUUUUAAAAUAUUGUUGAAAACAAAUAUUUUUCAAUCCUUUCAAUAAAAUCUUUUUGUAAAGUUGGAUUUGGAAAGCAGCGCUUUGACCGUCGAGACUCUGAACAGCAGGGAGGCAGAGCCUCCUGCUCCGAAGGCAAGAGUGGGCUUUGGGGCACUGUCUGGUGGGGCAGCAGCAUCUGCUUCCUAGAAAUACACAUUUUGGAAUGCCUAUGUCUGAUACCAGUCUUCUCCCCCCAAAAAUAAAGCUGGAUUUGCUGUGUGAGUUGAAA
Molecule: messenger RNA, 4921 nt
Organism: Pogoniulus pusillus (Red-fronted tinkerbird)
Lineage: Eukaryota; Metazoa; Chordata; Aves; Piciformes; Lybiidae
Gene: NADK
Product: NAD kinase
Exons: 12
Coding region: 225-1550 (441 amino acids)
Biological process (GO): NAD+ metabolic process; NADP+ biosynthetic process
Molecular function (GO): NAD+ kinase activity
Source: RefSeq, a predicted model, not a curated record